This is a messenger RNA of Vanessa atalanta (red admiral), 2088 nucleotides long. RefSeq names its product myogenesis-regulating glycosidase-like. Gene Ontology annotation, biological process: carbohydrate metabolic process. Bases 1 to 2022 code for a protein of 673 amino acids. Gene Ontology annotation, molecular function: hydrolase activity, hydrolyzing O-glycosyl compounds. The transcript has 9 exons. The record is from RefSeq and is a predicted model, not a curated record. NCBI's taxonomy places the organism in Eukaryota, Metazoa, Arthropoda, Insecta, Lepidoptera, Nymphalidae.
AUGGCGGCAAUAGGGACAGUUCUGGGUAUUCUUACAUUAACCGCUCGGACAUUAUCGGCGGAUAUAACAGUUCGCGCUGAUGAUGUAGAUCUCACUCUUGAACCGCUGCUGACUGGCGGUUUCCAGUUCGUUUUAACCAAAGGAGAUGAGAGAACAGUGUAUGGUCACAUAGGUCGAACUCUUUACUCGGUUUACGUAGCCGAGGAGGUGGAAGGAGGAGUUCUCAUUCAGAUGGGCAAUACAAACCUGAGCGUUCACACCUUAUACGAUGACGUAGUACAAGCAAGGGGCAUUAAGAUUAAAUGGGAUACGGAAGAUCUUACUCGUUUUGAAGAUUGCUUCAAUUUCGGAAACAAUCAUUGGUAUGGGGGUCCUAUGCAAGUAAACCAAGUUUACCCAAUAGAAAACGCUCAACAUAAUUAUAGCGCUUACAUCUCUAAAGAACAAGACAACGGAGCGAUUGUCGAGAGAUACUGGCUAAACUCCGCCGGAGAAUACAUCUAUGUACAUCCACAAGUACCACUUUUUGUGGACUACAAUACCAUCCAACCUAAUCACAUUUGCUUCGGUGCUCAAAUAACAGACCCAUACUCUUCCAGAAGAAAUCACACAGAGCUAUCUUAUGACAUUUGGUUCCUUUCUGAUGUGAAGAAAGCCCACCAACACGCUGUAGCUAAUUAUUUAGGUAAACCGACUGGUCUCCCAGACUUCAGAAUGGUCCAACAUCCGAUUUGGUCGACAUGGGCUCAGUACUCUCAAAACAUUACUGGAGAAAAGGUUAUGGAAUUCGCGACACAAAUAAGAGCGAGUGGUUUCAAUGAUUCGCAACUCGAAAUUGAUGAUCUCUGGGAAACCUGUUACGGUUCUUUAGAAGUCGAUACGAAUAAAUUCCCUAAUCUUACGCAUCUGGUGGAGGAGGUCAAGGCUUUAGGUUUUCGUGUGACGAUUUGGGUUCAUCCCUUCAUUAACAGCGACUGUGAUCCGUGGUAUUCGGAAGCUCUGUCUAAUGGGUACCUAGUGCUGGAUGAAGCCGGUACGCCAGAGGCGAACUGGUGGAAUACAAAUGGUUCUACUCCGGGUCUGGUUGAUUUUACUAAACCAGAAGCAGCAGAAUGGUGGUACAGUCGUAUUAAGAAUCUCAUCGACACUUAUGGCAUUGAUAGUAUUAAAUUUGACGCUGGUGAGAGCAGUUUCUCGCCGCAGAUCCCUGUACAAAAUGGCGACAUCGAUCUUCACCCACAUAAUAUUGUCGAUGCAUACGUAAGGACAUGCGCAAGAUUCGGUGACAUGAUAGAAGUUCGUGCUGCAUACAGAACUCAAGACCUCCCGAUCUUCGUCCGCAUGGUAGACCGCGACUCCAUCUGGGGCUUGAACAAUGGUCUUCCAACAAUCGUAACAACCACCAUACAGAUGAACCUCAACGGCUACACUUUGGUACUGCCCGAUAUGAUCGGUGGUAAUGGCUAUAACCUCAACCAUCCCCAAGCCGACCUACCGACUAAGGAAUUGUUCAUAAGAUGGGUACAGGCGAACACCUUCCUACCUGCAAUGCAGUACUCUUACGUGCCCUGGAAUUUUGAUAACGAGACUGUAACUAUAAGCAAAAAGUACACAGACCUCCACGCUGCGUAUGCGCAGGAUAUUUACGACGCGAUGCAAGCUUCAGUGGAUAACGGCACGCCCGUCAACGCGCCGCUUUGGUGGAUAGAUCCUACAGAUCAAGAAGCGCUCAGAAUAUGGGAUGAGUAUCUCCUGGGCGAGGACAUAUUAGUUGCCCCGAUAUUCACUGAAGGUGCAACUUCCAGAGACAUAUAUCUUCCAAUAGGAACUUGGCUAGAUGAAGGAAACCCCGAAAAGGUUUACGAAGGUCCAAUUUGGAUUUACAAUUAUCCAGCUCCGAUUGAUGUUCUGCCGUACUUCGUCAGGGAAAAAUCCAAUGAGACAAAUAUGGGCAAGGCUCCUGUCGUAUCUGCUCUAUUGGUAUUUUUUGGAAUGUUGUUAAAUAUUUUCAAUCAAAUUUAAGUUUGUUCUAAGCUAAGUAUUAAGUGUAAAUAAAUAAAUGGUUACUUAAUUUUUCUUGUAACAACA